CGCCCUCACGUCACCCCGUUGUUUUCCGAGGAGUGGCGCGGCCGGAGAGGCACCUGCACUUCUCCCGCGGCUGCCUCGGGUUAAACACCUUUUCAGCUUUGUUUUGUGCCUUUUGCUGAGUCUCCACUCCGGGUGUGCCAGGGAAGAAUGCCUCGCUGCUUCUCGGUACGCCCACUUCUGGCACCAGGAGCGGCGCCUUGGCAAAGGCUGUCAUCAUAGUGCCUGAUAAUGCUUGGCUGGCUGGGAGUGUGAAGCUUCGGUCUCUGCUCAGAAUCACACAGCUCUCCGGCGGUGUUGCAAGGGGGAACUGUCCCCUGUGGCCUGUGAUCUACCUCCAUCCAGGGCUUAUUGAGUCUCAGCUACCAAUGUAAAAACAGAAGCCUUGAAUAGCAGCAGGUUUACUUUAACAGGUGUUGUGUUCUCUUCUUGCUCCUGCCAAGCAUGGUACCAGAUGAUCAACGUGUCUGAAUCUCUCACUCCUUCCCGCACCUCUAUGGAGGGGUCUGGCAAUGAAACAAACUGGAGCUUUCCCAUGCCUUCUGGAAGCAAAUACCACCUCUACAUUGGCUUGGCUUUGGCUAUAGGUUCCAGUAUCUUUAUUGGUUCUAGCUUCAUACUGAAGAAGAAAGGACUUUUGAAACUGGCAGACAGAGGAGUCACCCGAGCUGGACAAGGUGGAUAUUCUUAUUUGAAGGAAUGGCUUUGGUGGGCUGGACUGCUAUCAAUGGGAUUAGGAGAAGCUGCAAACUUUGCUGCCUAUGCCUUUGCACCUGCAACCUUAGUUACCCCCUUGGGUGCACUGAGUGUUCUCAUAAGUGCUAUAUUGUCAUCUUAUUUUUUAAAUGAGAAGCUGAAUAUUCAUGGAAAGCUGGGCUGUGUACUGUGCAUUUUGGGGUCAACAGUCAUGGUUAUUCAUGCCCCAGAGGAGGAGGAGGUCACCUCACUAGAUGAGAUGGAAAGAAAGCUGCAAGAUCCAGCGUUUGUUACAUUUGCUGUUCUCCUAACAGUCGUUGCCCUUGUCCUGAUUGUUGUUGUGGCUCCAAAGAGAGGUCAGACAAAUAUACUGAUCUACAUUUUAAUUUGCUCACUCAUCGGUGCCUUCUCUGUCUCAUCUGUGAAAGGCCUGGGCAUUGCCAUUAAGCAAAUGCUGGAGAGGAAGCCAGCCUAUCGCCAUCCAUUGGUUUAUAUUUUGGUGGGCAUCUUAGUGCUCUCAGUCAGCACUCAGAUCAACUAUCUCAACAAAGCACUGGACGUGUUCAACACAUCCCUUGUGACACCCAUUUAUUACGUGUGCUUCACUACAACAGUGGUGACGUGCUCCAUCAUCUUGUUCAAGGAGUGGAGUAGUAUGGAACUGGGUGACAUCAUUGGAACCCUGAGUGGAUUCUGCAGCAUCAUCAUUGGCAUCUUCCUGUUGCACGCUUUCAAAAACACUAACAUCACCUGGAGUCAGCUGAUGUCCGCUGUUGCCAAAGAACAAUUCCAUGAACUGGAAACCAGUCACACUUUGCUGGAGACCAUGGAGGACCCAGCUUUGGUAUAUGAGGAGGACAACGUUUUAUUCAGUCGAUGAAACACUCAAGCAGUGUUCAUCAUCAAAGUAUCAUGAAGUGCAAACUCAGCUCACCCAUGUCUACUAGAAUGCUCUACUUUUCUGCAGUCCUCUGGAAAUUUGUCUGUGAGACCUGUUAAGUGUGGGUCACUCCUCUCUAUGUCAGCUGUUGGCAGUAAUGAAUGAAUAUGUUCAGUAAUUAGCAUGACAGACGGAAACCUGGUGAUGAUUAUAUGUUAGGCAAUGAAAAACAUGGUCCUUUUUUAUGCAGCAUCUCUUCUUGAGAAAUUUUAGCAAAAAAGAAUGGUCUUUGUAAGCCAAGUUUAAAAAAUGCAACUUAAUGAUAAAAGACAAUCCUUGCUGAAGUGGCAGGUACACUGCUAUUAUCUUCAUGAUGGCCUUAAUAUUUCUGGCUUUCUUUAUGUUUUUAUAAUUUAUUGUCAAGGAAGCUUCUAUAUACUCUACAUGAAGGAUAUUCUUUGGAGACAUAAUAUGAAGAAAACAAUGUUUAACCCUUUUAGUUUUUAAUACAAAAUUUAAUGUAAGAUUUUUUCACUCUCGAUGACCUGCCAAUGAACAUUGAUUAGAUGUCACAAAAAAAUUUUAGCAAAUACAAUUCUUGACAAGUCUCAGCUUUUCUACCCAAGGAAUCCUGAAUAGAGUGUGCAUCCCUGAAUAUGCCUGUACUUUUUUAAAGCUAAGACCAAGUUUAAGAAAAAGAAAAUUCAUUAGUGGCCUGAAAACAGUUGCUACUGGCUUAAAAAAUUACAUGAGGUUAUAGAAUUAAGUAUUCAAAGGCAGAGGAAAACCAGAACAUGCAAUUAAAAAUUUCUUCUUCAUUUUAUAUUAUUUUGAGGAUUAAGAAGAGGCUUUACUUAUUUCCAUACUUCUUCCUAAUACAUCCAUCUAUUAAUUAGAACCCAUUUAAGCUUUUCAAAAUUUUUUCCUCAUUUUCUGGGAAGAUAUUGUUCUUUAUUAAUAAUAAAGCAGUCCUGUUAAUUUUUAUUUUUUUACAAGUGCAAAAUCCAUUUUACAAUCCAUGCACUACUUCUAAAAAUACUAGGUAAAGGAUGUAGGUGAGGGGUGACAUCAGAAUGUAUUUUUUUUUUCGUUUGGAUUUUUCAUCUAUUCUUAAAGUUAGUAUUUGACUAAUUAGUAUUAGGCAAACCUAGUAUUAGAUGUUUAACAAUAUAUAAACCUACCAGAGGCCUUGAAGAUUGAUAACUGUACUGCAGUACUGUAGUUCCUCAGCUGUGGUCACUGAUCUUCCUUGUCACAACAAAAGUUUGCACAGUCCAUUUUUUUAAUCAUUACAAUCCUCUUUGUUUUCCACUUUGCAAGUAAGUGAGUGACAUCAGCAAUCAGACAGAUGGGUGGUGACAAGCUCAUCACAAAGCAGUAUUUCCAAUCUUUGGAUUUUUAAGUGUGAGUCCAGAAAGUUUGCCAGAGGAUGCCAGCACUUCA
This is a messenger RNA of Cyanistes caeruleus (blue tit), 3016 nucleotides long. Lineage: Eukaryota; Metazoa; Chordata; Aves; Passeriformes; Paridae. The record is from RefSeq and is a predicted model, not a curated record.